AUGGCCGCCGCCGCUGGGGAUCCCGCCGUCCAGGGCCUUCAGGGGAGGGGGAGGAGGCAGCCAUCACUGCUGCCCCUGCAGCCCGGCAACGAGAGGUUCCCCGAUUUUUGUUUACACGGCGCCCAGUAUAGCAGCGACGACGCCUAUUGCUCGAACCAGCAGGAGCCUGGGCAUCAUCAGCACUUGGAGAACAGAGACGAUAUUUACCACCCGCAUCAUCACCAGAAGCAUCAACAUCGUCUCAGCCAACAGCAGCAGCAGCAGGAUACCCCCGGUUCACCUUCUGCUUCGCCAUCUGCAUCGUCCCGCUUAUCGUGCAUCUCUACCGUAUCCGUCUCAUCCUCCAGAUACUCGUCCGCAUCUUUCGAGUCGGCCUCAUCCCCUGUCUCCGCAUCAACCUCCAUCGCCGACGGCCUCUCCUCACGCCCACAAUCCUCCUGUUUCUCCUCGCCCGUCGCUGGCCCCGUCGCCCGCUCCCGAACUCUCACAAACACCUCUUCGUCUUCGUCUCCGUCCUCACCGACCCCGCGCAGCCGGCGGGACAAGUCACAACUGCAUGCGGCGCGACUGCAGCGAUCUGGGAGCACAAGUACAAGUCUAUCGUUGGGCCUCCACAAGGCAAAGAAACCCUCAAAGUCGCGGAGGUUUUCGCCCAGUUCCAGCACCCCAGCUGACGCUCUCGCUGCCGUCGAGCCCCCGCAUGAUCAAGGCCUGACGAGGAUGGCGUUUGCGGAGCAGCAACAAUGGGUCAAGGUCCAGCAAAAGACCUUUACAAAAUGGCUCAACAGCAAGAUUGAGGCACGCGCCCUCGUGGUUCAGGACCUGGUGGAGGAUCUCAGCGAUGGUGUCAUUCUCAUUCACCUCCUCGAAUGUCUUUCACACGAGUCACUCGGUCGCUAUGCCUCAAAGCCCAAACUCAGAGUGCAAAUGUUUGAGAAUGCCAACCUGGCGCUCGACUAUAUCAAGUCCAGGGGCAUCCAGCUGACAAACAUCGGCGCCGAAGAUGUCGUCAACAGAAACCAAAAGAUCAUACUGGGUCUCAUUUGGACUCUCAUUCUACGCUUCACCAUCAAUGACAUCAACGAGGAGGGCAUGUCGGCCAAGGAGGGUCUUCUGCUCUGGUGUCAACGAAAGACGGCGUGUUACGACGAGGUCGAGGUUCGAGACUUUAGCGCCAGCUGGAAUGACGGUUUGGCCUUCUGCGCUCUCCUGGAUAUCCACCGACCCGACCUGAUCGACUACGACGCCCUGGACAAGUCAGAUCAUCGAGGCAACAUGCAGCUAGCAUUCGAUAUCGCACAUAAGGAGAUUGGUAUCCCCAGCCUGCUGGAUGUGGAAGAUGUGUGCGACGUGGCCAAGCCCGAUGAGAAGAGUUUGAUGACGUACAUUGCCUACUGGUUCCAUGCCUUCUCGCAGAUGGAAAAGGUGGAAAACGCUGGACGCCGUGUCGAAAAGUUUGUCAAUAACAUGCAAGGCGCCUGGGAGAUGCAGAGUGCCUACGAGCGGCGGAUGCGAGCCUUGCUCAAGGCCAUCCAAGAGCAGAUCGAGGGGUGGAAGCAGUCCAAGUUUGAGGGAACUUAUGUCGACGCAAAGGCUCAAGCAAACCAGUUCGCCGAGUACAAGAGGGGUCUGAAGAGACAAUGGGUUGCUGAGAAGAGUGACCUGGCGACUCUACUAGGCAACAUCAAGACAAAGCUGGGUACAUAUCGUUUGCGGCCGUAUGACCCUCCGGCCGAGUUGAGUCUGGAAGCUCUCGAGAGGAAGUGGGCGGAGCUGGCAUCUGCAGAGAUGACACGCGCCCAGCUCAUCAACGAGACAAUCCGAGACAUCAAGAACGCCCUUCGCAAAUCCUUCGCUGACAAGGCAAAUGACUUUGCAAUGGCCCUCAACACAAUGCAACUGGCGCUUUCAGGCCUCGACGGUGACGUCGAAGAUCAGCUACACCACGUGAGGAAGCUGAGCGAGAGCCUGGCACCCCUAGACCAAUACCUCGAGAAGAUUGCGGUGGUGGACGAAAAGUGUCAAGAAGCCAACAUUGAGGAGAACGACUUUACUACCUAUACAUACGACGAGCUUGUAUACGAGCUCGGCCUUGUCAAGACGUCGGUGCAGAAGAAGCUUGCCUUUUUGGAGAACCAGAUGGUGGCGCGAAGCAUGACGAACCUAACACCUAUUCAGCUGGAGGAGUUUGAGAGUGUCUUCCGCCACUUCGACCGCGAUGACACAAACUCCCUACAAGAGCUCGAGUUUAGCGCGGCCCUUGCAUCGCUGGGACUGGUAUUCUCCGAGGAUGAGAUGCAUGACUACUUUGUCGAGACGUCCAACGGCCGCGAGUAUGUCACAUUCGAGCAGUUCAUCCGCUUCAUGGUGGAUGUAACUGAGGAUCAGAAUACGGCGGAGCAAGUGUUCCAGUCGUUCCGCGAAGUGGCAGAUGGCAAGCCAUACGUGACAGAGAUGGACCUACGGCAUAGUCUGGUGCCUGACGAGGUGAUUGACCAGCUGAUCGAGAUCAUGCCGGAGCACAACGGACCAGACAUGUCGGAAGACCGGGGGAUGCCGCAGUACGACUACAUCAGCUUCAUGGAGAAGCUCAUCAACGAUCAACAAGACGGGCAGGACGGCUCAGAGGCGGCCCUGCAGGACAGGACGAAUCUCGAGCAGAGGAGCCCUGUCGCAGAGACACACACGAACGGAGCCUAG
This is a messenger RNA of Fusarium keratoplasticum, 2700 nucleotides long. RefSeq lists its product as uncharacterized. Gene Ontology annotation, biological process: actin cytoskeleton organization; actin filament bundle assembly. Gene Ontology annotation, cellular component: actomyosin contractile ring; cortical actin cytoskeleton; plasma membrane. The transcript has 4 exons. NCBI's taxonomy places the organism in Eukaryota, Fungi, Ascomycota, Sordariomycetes, Hypocreales, Nectriaceae. The coding region runs from base 1 to 2700 and encodes 899 amino acids. The record is from RefSeq and is a predicted model, not a curated record. Gene Ontology annotation, molecular function: actin lateral binding; calcium ion binding.